Solanum dulcamara is the source of this 1613-nucleotide messenger RNA. RefSeq lists its product as uncharacterized. The coding region runs from base 194 to 808 and encodes 204 amino acids. The transcript is spliced from 3 exons. Lineage: Eukaryota; Viridiplantae; Streptophyta; Magnoliopsida; Solanales; Solanaceae. The record is from RefSeq and is a predicted model, not a curated record.
AUUGGGACAUUUACUUUGUGUGUGUGCAUUUUGUGAUCUCCCUCCGAUAUCCACGCCUAUCUUUUCAGCUGGAUUCUCUCUUCAAGUCUCUUCAUCUCUCACUUAUUCUCUCAAAUUUUUCUCAAAUCCAAUUCAACUUCAACCUCUCUGGUCAACCCAAAUUCACUCUUCCCUUAAUUCGAACUGCCUUCAAAUGGUUGAUUGCCGAAGUUUGAUCGAGUUUUGCCGGGCAUACGAGCAGCACAAACUCAUGAACAAAUUCAAUUCCAAUAUCAAAAAACAAUAUAAUAAUCAGAAAUAUUCCUUUUGCUCUGAUCGUUCCCCUUUUGCUGCGCUAGAUGCACUUAUACUACUUUGUGUACUUGGAUCACUAGGGUUUCUCAUAAUCCCCUAUUUCAAUUUACUUUUCACCCAAAUUUCCCCAAUUAUCUGUGAAGUUUUCAUCGAGAUGAUCAACACUUCCCCUGUAGCAUAUUUUGUUGGAUUGAUGGUGGCUUUCAUCGGAAUAAUUAUUUUGAUUGUAAUUUGGGAAAUUAUUGAUUUGAGAUCCAGGAAAUGUGGAAAUCCAAAUUGUCAGGGUUUAAGGAAAGCAGUUGAAUUUGAUAUACAGUUAGAAUCUGAGGAGUGUAUAAAGUGUUUGCAGUUGGAUCCGGAUUUGAAUUCAAAUGCGUUUUACAAUUAUGGAGUGAAGCCGUUAGAGUUGGGGGAAGAACGUAAAGAGUUGGAGGCAGAGUUGAAGAGGAUGGCGCCACGUAAUGGACGCACUGUGCUUAUUUUCAGAGCUCCAUGUGGAUGUCCUGCAGAUUGAAGGACACAGAAGACUGUGAAUAUCGUCUACCACCAAGGCAACCAUCUUUAUGUUCAAGUCAAUGAAGACUCCAAGAUGCAAACCUGGCUUCUGCUUCAAUGUGCUGAAGCUUGUCUCUCAGGAAUUCACCUACAGCUUUUGUCCCACUACUGUACCAAGUAGCUCAGAGUCCUUCAGUCUUGCACUUGGGGAGCAGUAAACAAACUUAGAUGGAGAUUUAUUUAUUUAUUUAGUAGCAGGCAAAUAGAUACAUCACUUCUCUUGCAGAUGUCACAGAUAAAUUAACUCAGCAAGUGCCUAAAAGGCUAAACUUGUUUCUGUUGCAAGCAAGGUUUAUCAGUAACAGGUACAUGGUUGAUUCCACAAUUGCUCAUGGGAAUUGUACUUAUAAACUUGACGUUGCUUUUAUUAUGAGUGAUGCCGUAAAGCAUUUCAUGGGAAGCAAAAUUACUUUGGCUUUCAUCCCAUAGUAGUCAAUGGUUUUUCACCGGAGGAUAUAAUAUUUCAGUCCAGGGGCCAAUGAAGUGUGGGAAGAUCAUGGAAGACGAGGGUUCAAACACAUCAAGGACAAAAGACAUUAGAUGAUUUUGUUCCAUCUGCCUAAAUCUUUAUACGUAGAGGCGAAGUUAGGAUUUGAGUUUAUGGAUUCUAGAUUUUUAACAUAAGAAAGUUGUCGGAUUUUUGAUAAUUCAACUAUACAUGUUAUGUAGUUUUUUUGACAUAAGUAUAGGAUUUGGAUUUGUGUCUCUACCGAACCUGUAAGUGGAAUAUUUCUGUCGUAAGCAAGAUCUAUCAGUACUAGGUA